AAGAAUAGAAACAAGCUAAAUUAAGUCUAAGGAAGAACAUCGAAAUGGCAUCAGAGCAGGAAAGGAAAGAGCUUGACGCAACGGCAAAGCAGGGAGAGACAGUUGUUCCUGGUGGAACUGGUGGCAGGAGCCUGGAAGCUCAGGAACACCUUGCUGAGGGGCGUCACCGUGGAGGGGAGAGGAGGAAGGAGCAACUUGGAACAGAAGGGUAUCAGGAGCUGGGUCACCGUGGAGGGGAGACAAGGAGGGAGCAAAUUGGGACUGAAGGUUACAAGGAGAUGGGGCGCAAAGGUGGGCUGAGCACCAUGGACAAGUCUGGAGGAGAACGUGCUGCGGAGGAAGGAAUCCCGAUUGACGAGUCCAAGUACAAGACUUGUAGUUAGUUAACAUAAAAAUAAAAAUAAAAAAAUCUGGCUGUCUAGACUCGUUUAAGUCGUGUUAAUGGCCAAAAUAAAUAAGGAAGUGGGGAGUCUAGAUUGUCCAGAGCAGUGUAGGAAGUGUACUGUACUAUACUGUUGUGUAAGUUUGAAGCUUUCUGUUUUUAAACUUUCUAGGUUUUGUAUAGGGUGGCAUUUUCUGUAUAUAUAGUGUCUAGUAGGUCUCGGUCUUUUUUUGUGAUGGUGCCAAAUGCCUCUCCCGUUUCUGUACUUUGCUCU
Pistacia vera is the source of this 656-nucleotide messenger RNA. RefSeq names its product carrot ABA-induced in somatic embryos 3-like. Gene Ontology annotation, biological process: response to abscisic acid. The coding region runs from base 45 to 383 and encodes 112 amino acids. Gene Ontology annotation, cellular component: cytosol. The transcript has 2 exons. NCBI's taxonomy places the organism in Eukaryota, Viridiplantae, Streptophyta, Magnoliopsida, Sapindales, Anacardiaceae. The record is from RefSeq and is a predicted model, not a curated record.